AUGGGUCGUUUGAGUUGCCAGUCAGUCCGAGGCUACUUGUGCAGUUCCACCGUGCACGCGAAAUCAGAGCAAAUCGUCCACAAGAUCAAGGCCAGCAGAGGCUACCUGGGCCCGAUUGCCCGGGCCCAGGUGAAGGAUCUCUGGGGCAGUGAUGGUGAUGGUGGCGUCACUCCUAGUGACCGGGCAGCCCAGAGAGGUGUGAAAGGAAGCAAGGAGAUGCUGUUGGGCUUGGUGGAAGGAUUGGACCUGCAGAAAGGGCAACAAGUUCUCGUGGUGGAUCUGAUGACCAAUAGGUUCAUGAGCCUGGCCAGCGAGGACGAUGAGAGCUUCGCAAGCGUGGAAACGAAGCGCCAGCACCUCAUGGGGCUCUUCCUCAAGGAGCAUUGGGAUGACAGCUUCGAAGCAGGUCCGAAACAGCGGCCAGAUGCAGUCGGCAGGACGCCGACGGCUCCAUCACUCACCAUCCUGGCCAUGAACGACGGCGUGCCCAAGUCCCUGGGCUGCACCUGCUGUCAAUGCAAGUCAAGCAAGCUCGAAAGCCAAGAUGCCGGCACUGACUGCAGGUUGCCAGAGAUGCUGGUGGAGUCAUUGGGGCCGGCUGGCCACGAUCUGGAGAAGUUGAUUGCUAAGUUUCGCAAGGACCACGCAGCGGAUCUUCAGCACCUGCAGGCGCAGUCCUCCGCAUCCCCCGUGGAGCGGGGCAGUGGCAGUGGCAGUACUACGCCAACGCCGACUCCUGCUCGCCGAACUUCCUGCGUGCCUGUGUACCUUGACGGUGAGGAGAUCUUCGAUGCCGCGCACCUCUGGCUACCGGAGGAUCCGCUGGAGCGUGACAGAGUUGGAGUCGAGAUCCUGGCCCGCUGUGCCAGCACGGUAUCGACAAAGCUUGCGGUCAACAUCACCGACGAGAAGAUCAUCUGGCUUGUGAACAGUUCCGAUGAAGAGCUCACCGUGGGGCCAGGGGAGCUCUUUGGGUUCAACCUGAGGGUCUUCGAGGAGAAGCCUGUCGGGUUGCUGGGGGCAGCCAAAUCCAGUCUGCCCUUUCUCCUGAGCAGUGAUCGGCAGCCUCUGGUGCACUUGAGGCAGGACUCUGGCAAGGGCUCGCCAUUGCCCUUCCGGUACAGCAUCCCGCCCAAGCCGAAGGUGAACAUCUUCAGCCCGAAAGCCCUUCCGACCGAGACAAACUUGAUGGAUGGUGUGCGAGCCACCCAGAUUGGUGCAGUGCUGAUGGACCACUUCACCAAUCUCCCCAACAGCCUGAAGUACUCUCUGGCUUGGGAGGCCGGUGCUUGA
This is a messenger RNA of Symbiodinium sp. CCMP2592, 1293 nucleotides long. The record is from the annotation of a GenBank genome assembly. NCBI's taxonomy places the organism in Eukaryota, Dinophyceae, Suessiales, Symbiodiniaceae.